AAUGGUUUUACGUAUUAUUAACUGCCUGUAACGUAUUGUUUUUUUUUGUUUUGUUUUUUUUUUUGGUUAAACUUAGUCACUGUUCUGUGGCGUUUUUGUUGCGUGUAGUCCUACUAUGGGCUUGUUCUAGAAUUUGAGUCAAACAAAACGGCGUUUUUUCUAUGUAGAUCUCCUCGAUUAUUCAGGUUGACAUAACUGUUAAGUUGAUCUGAUAACUGUUUGCGCAAUAGUUUCGAGGAAAGGCGUGAAUGUUCAGGAUACUUAUCAUGGUUGUGAGAAAUUCUCGAUAACAUUCACAGAGUGGAAAUUCUCUUGUCAUUCGCGGUUUCAGUGCAGAUAAACCAAUGCGCAUAUUUCAUUUUAUAGUUGUUGAGUGAAUUGCGGAUGUCUGCGUGUUCGAGGGAAGAGAAUGUAGAGUCAGCAUACUGCAGUGCGCGUGACCGAGAACGCUCAGCUCCACAGGGAAAAGCUUGCAUGAGUUUGAUCAUUAGCGUAAUCGAGUUACAUAUGAGUUUUCAAAGAGUAAGAAGGAAUGACCUGGAAAAACAUACACGGGCGAGUGGUAAAAAUUGAUUAAAAUGGUAUUGAUGCAUAUUUAUGUAUGCAUGUAUGUGUAUUUAUCAGACAUUUAUGUGAUCUCAACAUUUAAGUCGUUUUCUCAAGAUAUCAAUGUAAAAGUUUUUAUUAUUUUUUUAUCAAGUAUCAGAAGCCAGUUCUACAUGUAACAGGCCUAUCUACUGCUGCAUUGUUGAGCAUGUUUGCUUUUACUUAGGGAUUCAAAAAUAGAUGACUGUCACUGAUAGUUCAUUUCCAAAUCCGUGUCAGACACUUUGAAAAGGUGGCAACAAAUUUAUCGUGACAUGUAAACACAGUCAAUUUCAGUGCCAGCCAACUCAUGGGACUGGGACAUCUGCAUGGUUGAAUGAAGUUUAACAGAAGCCAAUUAAAUGGUUUGUGGCUAACCACAGAAUUUGUGAGUGAUGUGCAGAGUUUUUUUUCUUUUUCUUGAGAAUAUUAUAGUAAUUGUAAGUCAUGGGAAAGCAAGACAGAAAAAAUAAUGCAUGUGAGGGUUUCUAUACACGUGAACCGAAGACUGUUCAACUCAUUCUACCUUUUGACUGCUGAAUUUGCAAAUAACUCUGUUUGCUUCAGGGAGGUAGAUAUUAUGCAUUCUAGUAAAAUUAGACAAUUAGACCCACUACCAAUACCCUACAAUCCUGAGGUAUGCUUUCACUCACUGAAAGCAUCUUGCAUCUUGUGUUUCUGCUGUGUGUGUGUGUUUCUAUAAGUUUGUGUUCAAGAAUCAGGUCUGCUCUAUAAAAUGCACAUCACAUCUGGAGUGGAUUUGGCAAACAAAGAAAGAUGGAUAAUAGUUGGCCCCGCUUCCCUAUCAAAGCUACACACACGCACACAUACAUACACAGCAUUAUGACCCCGGAUUGUUCUGCAGGCGGAUAUGUAAUGCUGAGGGCAUGUGGUUCAUAAGAUCAGAUAAGGUCAUGAGGGCAGGUAAGCAGAUAGACAAAGCAAGAAAAAUAUGUGAAGCGAAGAGUUUGGAACAGUGAAUCUAUAUCAGACUGGGAUAAAGUGACCAAAUGAAAGAUGAUUUAGCUUCACUCUGGUAUCCAUAUGUUGAACAGAACCAUCCAAUGAUGCUGUAAUUAGUAUUGAAUGAAAAAAGAAAGAAGAGAAAAAUGAGAGAGACAGUUUUAGAAUGUUAAAUCAAGCCUUUGAAUGUGUUCAUGAAAAUAAAAAAACAUCUAAAUGUGAGAACUGGCAGAAUCCAAACAUUAACAUUUCAAAGUCUGAUUAUCAGUAUUAUCAGAGAGAUAAACAGAAUUUUUACUAUAACCAUCAUGUUUAAUUGUAAGAAUAACAGCUAUUACAAAUGGAAGUUAGAACAUAAGGUUAUGGUGAAGACUUGCAUUUAGUUGGUCUGGAGUCUCUGGACCCACAUUGUGGAUUGGAGAAAUUCCCCCAUGUAAAGCAACAAUGGAACACAGAGAGCUGUGAAAUAAAAAUGGGGAGAUAAGGAAGAUGAGAAGAGAUUGCAAGUGGGUAGAUGGUGUGUUUCAUAAAGCCUGUCUGUUUUAAGUACAUGAGAGUGUCCUAACCUCAGAAACUCUAAACUAGGGUUGGAGAUUGAACAGUUUUUGUCCAAUAUGUAAUAUUAGAAGAAGGGCAUAUCAUAGAUAUAGAAUAUACUUAGUUGUCUUUUGUCGCUACAAUCUGCAUGACGUAAAUUUCCUUUGGAUAUCCUGUCAUUGUCACUGCAUGAUGAACUUUGGAGCACAUUAAGACCAGUAGGAAUAUUAAAACUUAUACAUUGUUAAAGACAAGUCAAUUAUAAGCUAUUAAAAGGAUGCAAUAUGCAAGAACAGUAUUAACAGCACUUAAAAAUAAAGGUUCUUUGUUUGCGUCUAUGGUUCCUUGAAGAACCGCCAACAUCCAUGGAACCUUUUUUCAUUCCACAAAAGGUUCUCUAUAGUAGAAAAGGGGUCUUUAGAUUAUUAAAAUGUUCUUCACACUAAGAAAAAAGGGGUUCUUUUAAAAGCUGUUCACUAAAAUUUUCCUUUGGGGAACCCACAGUUCUUCUAUGGCAGCAACGUCGGUAAUGGAGAGCCGCUGUCCACAGCCCACUUUCACUUCAGAUUGAUAGUAGACCUUCUCAGAGUGUCUCUCACCGAAUAUCAGGACUGUCUGAUGUAUAAUUCCAGAAUAAAAGCCCUCCAAAAACCCAUAUAAAAGCUGUUUUGUAAAAAAAAAAAAAAAAAAAAAAAAAAAAAUGUCCUGUUUCUAUCUGAAUUUCAAAUAGACAAAACUGAUUUUGAGAUUUUGGAGGGCUUUUAUUUUUUAAUACAACAUCAGACAGUCCUGACAUUGGGUGAAUGACACUCUGAGAAUGUGUACUAACAGUCUGAAGUGAAACUGGUUUGUGGAAACAGGGAGUUUCCUUUUACAGCUAUGUGAAUUUACAGAUAGAACAGGUUAACAAAAUAUAAUAGUCUUUCGUAAACUAAUAUAAGUUUAAGAAAGACUAUUAUAUUUUGUUACUCCACAUCAGACAGUUUUGAUAUUAUUUUGAAAUUCUACAUUUAAUAUUGCUCAACAUUUAAAGUCUUUUCAUGUUAUCAGGCCUUAUAUUUUUUAAUAUUUGUAUUAUUUUAUAUCUAUAUGUCAUGUAUUUUUUAAUUUACUUAUUCAUUAGUGACAAACAAACUGUCUGAAUAAAUGAAUGCAAAAUAUCAGCAGAAGUUUAUUUUGAAAUGAGUUUUUACACACUAUUACAGUAAUGCCCAAAACAACGUGGGGGCUAGAAUGAUCGUGUUUUUCAAAGUGGAGCCUGGCCUGAACACAGUCCAAAAGCAGCCAGACAAGCAGGCCAAUCAUUGUCAAUCAUUUAUUGUGCAUGCUUAAAGGGAUUGCUUAAAUCACAAAAGUAUUGCCUUCUUUUUUGAAAAGUUGAAUAUGUAUGUAACAAAGUUCAAGUUCAGGGAUGGAGGAGGUGGGAACCAACAAAUGUUAACGUAAAACCGGUGUGCCUCGCUCCGUUCACAUGGCUCUCAGCCCUGCCCUGCUUCUCGCCACAAUACUUCUAAAUGUAAUAUCUAAAUAUCUGGAGCUUCCACAGUGUAAACAACAGACUUCUCUCUAAUGAUGUAUGCAGGACUUCUUCAGUCAUUUAGUCUGCUUAAACCCCGGCCGAGCAAGUCCACUUUUAUCUUCCUCCACUUUUGAGUGCAACGACCACAUCCCAAUAUCCAAUUAAAAACCAACGGAUAAGACCAAGUCCCCGCCCUACACUCUUAAAUAUGAAGCUUCCUAAAAGCAAAGCCAUAGAAGAACCAUUUUGGGUUCCCCAAAGAACCUUUCAGUGAACAGUUCUUAAAAGAAUUUUUUUUUUCUUAGUUUGAAGAACAUUUUAAUAAUCUGAAGAACCUUUAUCACUGUAAAGAACCUUUUGUGCAUGGGAAAGGUUUCGUGGAUAUUAGGCUAAAGGUUCUUCGUGGAACCACAGAUGCAAAUAAAGAACCUUUGUUUUUUUUCUUUUUCAAUAAUCUGUUACACUCGGAUGUUGGCCUACGUCACAAUACGGAAGAAAAAGAUCUGCAGUAGUUCUCAUCACAACUUUAACUUCAAAUUAAUUUCCUGAACUUGAACUGAUUCGAAAUGAAUUUUUUAAAAAUUCAUAUUAUUCAUAUUUUUAACUAUAAGGAAAGUCUGUCAAAAAGACAAAAACCUUGUAUGAAAGUUUUUAAAAAAAAAUUUUUUUUUUUGAAGGUUUAUAGGAUAAAACAAUGAUGAGAGUUGGAGUACGUUUAUUGACAAAAAGAAAAUGUUUUUAGUUAUUUUAUAUUUUUAUGUGAGGAAAUGCAGCUCUGUUUCUAUCUUUUGAAGAUGUGCUUUUGUGCGAUGAGUUGGCUAUAAGAGAUUAGAGGUUUAGAGAUGGAGACAGAUGUUUUGAUAUGGUUUAGAGGAGUGUGGAGGGUGUGAUAACUUCAAAUCAUGAGUCAUCGCAACGUGUGCUUACCUCGGCGUGCGUGUGCGUGAUGCGCUGCAGACUCACUCCGCUGUCCUGCUGGAAUCUUCAGCAAACACGGAAGAAGCGGAACAACACAGCGGUGAAUGCCAAAUAAUGGUCUGGAUAACACAAUUGUAGAUAUCAACAGCGAUCCAGAUCCAUUGAGUCCAGUCCUGUGCGCUCUGCUUCAGCAGUGAUGUGAGGUGGGCUUACAGCGCUCUAUAGCGCGGCUCUAUUUCUACUGGAUCAGCAAAUACUCUCUGUAUAGGUAUGCGGUAUCAAGUGUAAGGGUUAUUUUUGUACGUCUGUCAGUUCUGCAGGUUUUCGCGCUGGAAGAAGUAUAUAUGACCGAGCAGAAGUGGUAUUGAUUAAUUUUGACCUGAAAGACCUGCGCAUAGAUGCGUUUUGGAAAGGAGUUGAUCACACGGGAAUCUCAACGGCAGACGGGACUGGCAGUGUCUAUAAGGAUGUCAGAAUUGCAAAUCUGAAUUCUUGGCUUUAAAUAUGAAGAGACACUCUGAACCAAUGAAGAGUUUUUCAUGAGAAUAAAUCAAAAAAGCAUCCCGACUCUGUCCAGUUGGAUUGAUUUUGAAUGCUAAGUGCGUUGUGAUUUCUUUCUUUACAUUUCCUCUCAUCCGUUCACCCUGCUGCAAGGUCUGUCUCUCUGUUGUGCUGGAGGACGCAGUGGGUCAGACAUGUCUGCCAAGGCUCCCAUUUACCUUAAACGACGAAGCCGUAAAGGAAAGAAGGAAAAGCUGCGUGACCUUCUUUCAUCUGACAUGAUCAGCCCUCCGCUGGGAGACUUCAGACACACCAUCCACAUUGGCAGCGGAGGAGGCGCAGACGAUCUUUUCGGUGACCUGUCUUUCCUACAAGGUAAAUUUCACCUGUUACCAGGGCAGCAAGGUCAUCAAGGGUCAUUUCAACUAAGUCGCACAGCGAGUGUAAGCAGUCACCCAGUGCCAGCCAGUGAGAGCUCACCUCUGCUGAAAAACGCCCUGUCGCUUCCUAUCAUUGGAGGGGUGCAGGCGCUCACACUUCCGGCUGUGACUUCAGCAGCAACGGCGACCGCUGAGGUCCCAACAGCCCCGACCACAACCCAAUCGCCCCCAACAUCUCCGUCUCUCGCUCCACCUCCCAAACCUCCCAGACUGCACCUGGAAGAGAGGACAGUGUCACGACAUGCAUCGCUUCCUGCAUCUCCAAACCGCUGUCCACUUAAUUUGCACACAUUUGGGCAGAGUCCAGAUACUAAAGAAGAUGAGAAAUUUGUGAAGGAUGGAGAUGGGGAGGAAAGGCCAUUUCUGUCCAACGCCGGCUCUAUGCUUUCCCUCCAUCUGGACCUGGGGCCAUCCAUCCUAGAGGAUGUGCUACAGAUCAUGGACAACCAGAGAACAGGGACAUUCAGUGGGCGACUUACACCCAGUGGACGACAAGAGAUAUAUACCUGAAAGUGAACAAAGACGUGAGUCAAAGCUUCAUGGUACAUAAAUGGGCUAAUCACAUUUUUCUUCAUGUAUCAAAACAUUUUGCCAUCUGAGAGAACUCGUUUACCUGCUGUACAAUGGCAUUUCCUGGAGACUUUGACCUUUUUUUCCUCAUUAUGCAUAUAAUCUUUGGAAAAGACCUUUGGAAACUACAGGAUUUGAACCUGUAUCACAAUUGAAACUAUUUGGAUUUCUCUGUAUUCAAAUGGAUUGUUUUAACUCAUCUCUAUUAUUUUUGGACUACAAGCAAUACACCAAUUCUGGCUUUAGAUCUACUCUUAGAUGCAUUUUGAAAUCUGAAAGCAUUUUAGCAAGCACAUCUCAAAGUACCUGUGUUGAGUGUACAGUAUGUACUAUUACAGAGCAACAUCCUACAGGCCUCCUGGUUUCACUACAGGAAAAGAAAAACUGACAUUUUCCUCUUUCAGAGCAGUGAUGACAUCAUCUCCCCCCUCUGUGUUGUUGCAAUUUGUGUAAUCGGGUAAAAAUGCGCAGCUCCUCCCUAACGAUCUGGACACACACACGCGCCAGGAGGCCUGUGCGUCUACACCCUGGGAUUUUAACGUACUCUUUUUGUUGGGAGUAGUCUUCAUUGUUCAGAAGCAGAAACAAAAAGGCUGUUUUUUCAACUGAGCGGGAGUAUGAAAUGUUUUCCUUUCAUGAAAUACACCUUUUUUUUUUACUGUGUUUGUUUGUUGGUGAGGUGUCUGCGAUCCCUCCGGCUUUGACAGACGAUCGCUUUUCCUUUCUCUGACUGAGCGUGAAUGAUGGGGCCUAAAGAAGGGCUUGUGUUACCUUGGUGUCCCCCAUGUAACCCACCCCACACGGGUUAAUAAUGCUCUAUGCUUUCCGUUCCCAGAUUUAGACUAGUAUUAUUUUCUUGUCAGGUUAUAAAUUAAAACAAAUAACUCUUUACUUUUUUCUAACUUACCACAAAGUGCAUCAAACUGUCUACAAGAGGUGGGCUUAAAAGAGCAAACACUAACAGGAACACAGUCAUUUUGCAAUCAGUUUUAUAUGAUGCUACCUUUGCACUUUUUAUAUGAUGCUAACAGCACUAAGAAAACCUGCUGUAUUCAUUUAAACUCAUCAGUUCUCAUAUUUAAAGGUACAGUAUGCAACUUCUGACGCUCUAGCAGUUAAUAAACAAAACUGCAUGUGGAAGAACAUUGUAGCCGGAUCUACUCUCUGUUUAUGUAUAUGACGAGUCACACAGGUGCUGGGCUACUCUGCAAUGUUUGUCGUCCUGCUUGGUUUGAAAUUGUCCAAAUAUAAACACUUAUUAUAGGCGUACCAUACUCGCUCAUUAUAUAAAUUUUGAACAUAAAAAGUUAUAGUGUACCUUUAAAAAAAAUCUAUUUGAGAUUUGAAACAUAAUGAACAAAAUCAAAAAAAGUUUUGUUCUAAAUAGCCAUUGUUUCUGACACUGUCUACAUGGGACGCGACCGUUGUCAUGUCACACCGUAACAGCUAGAAGCUGUCCACACUGGAUGCAACAAAGCGACCGUUGCAGAUCCAUUUAUCCUUCGUAGCAGAAGUAGCGCGAGCGCUUGGAGUACAUCAGAAAUAGAACAGGGCAUCAGUUUUCUGUCAGAAAUUAGUUGUCACUCAAAUUGUGUUGAGUAUUAGUGGUUGUUUUUUUAGGACUCUUGGUUCCUUAUUUAUUUUUGUUACAAGCGGAUUGUCUUACAAUUUUAUCCUUACAUUGUGAAAUCCAUUUCCAAAGCUGAGUCUAUUUACAAAAUCAUAGUUCUGUGCACUUAACUUCAUUGCUGACAUACAUCUGAUCUAAAGACCGAUCAAAUCCACAAACAGAUUAAAUCCUAUGGUGUACCUUUCUAUUCGGCCAAGUAUUUAUUUUUGUAAGCUUAAAGACUAAUUUUGUUACAUUUAUUAUUAUCAUAUUGAACAGGGACCUGAAUGUUAGACUUAGGAUGAAUAGAUUUUAUUACUAGUCAUAACUUUUUUUUUUUUUUUUACAUUAAUAAGCAGUUCUCUUAGCUACUUUACUCCUCAAAUGAUUUGAAAGAGAGAGUAGAAUAUGAAAAUAUCUUCACAUUUGUAAUUUUUAUUUCUUACAUCAAUGCGUAUUAUUUUAAGACCACAUGUAUAACUCAUAUGCAGUUGUAUUUAAUUAAGGGUAAUCAGGGUUAUUGAGGAUCUUAUGAUUUUGCAUCACUGAAGCACAAUUAAAGCAAUAAUACAAAAAACAAAUAAAAGUACAAGACCAUAUUAAAGGUCAGACCAUUCAACAAGCAAUUGGGUAAAUAUAGCUGGGUAGAUGUAAAUUUAAAUAGGGAGAUGCAUUGCUAAAAACCACACAUGCCUUAAAAAGCAUCUCUAAAAUACCUGUACUUUUCAACUCCACCACAACAAAGUACUGUGAUGAUUCAUGUUGACUAAUAUUAAUGCUAUUUAUGACAAAUAUAGACCUGGAUUGUAACUCGGAUUUGGACUAUUAAGUUCAAAAUUGCAUAAGUAUAUGACAUUCCUGACAAAGAGUUUUUACCAUAAAAUAUUGCAUCAUGUUUAGACUGAAGGGGAAACAGCUGCAUCUCUAUGUUAUCUCUAUAUUAUAGCAUUGCUGCCUUGUCAAUAAAAGUGAAUCAUUAAUAACUUUGGCUACACAUCUUAGCUGAGCAUCAUGUGCCUAUAACAGCUGUUCAGAUUUGCACCAAAAGACAUUUUAGCCCAUGUCUUGGUUUUUAUUGGGCUUUGUCUGAUUCUAUACUGGAUGUUAAGUGGAUGUUUGUUGCUGCUGCUGUACACACUACAAUAGACUUGGGAUAAGACACAGAAACAGAAACAUAAUGAUCAAUAAAUGCUGAUUUCUGAUUCAA
Ctenopharyngodon idella (grass carp) is the source of this 8849-nucleotide messenger RNA. RefSeq names its product CDC42 effector protein (Rho GTPase binding) 2 (gene cdc42ep2). Lineage: Eukaryota; Metazoa; Chordata; Actinopteri; Cypriniformes; Xenocyprididae. The record is from RefSeq and is a predicted model, not a curated record. The transcript is spliced from 2 exons. The coding region runs from base 5218 to 5973 and encodes 251 amino acids.